Messenger RNA from Schistocerca serialis cubense, 885 nucleotides. Its product is annotated as brachyurin-like. Lineage: Eukaryota; Metazoa; Arthropoda; Insecta; Orthoptera; Acrididae. The record is from RefSeq and is a predicted model, not a curated record. The transcript has 6 exons. Gene Ontology annotation, molecular function: serine-type endopeptidase activity. Gene Ontology annotation, biological process: proteolysis. Bases 1 to 885 code for a protein of 294 amino acids.
AUGCACAAGGCGACGCGCCUGCAGGUGGCCUGGGUAGCAGCAGCAGCGCCAGCGGUGACGGAGCUGGGAACGGCACCAGCCAUGGCUACUCGCUUCCCUUGUGCGCUGGCGUCUGCUCUGGUGGUGGUGAUGGCGGGAACGAGCACACAGUCGCAACACGCACAGGGCAAUCCGCGCAUCAUCGAAGGCAAGGCGGCGGCGCUCGGCCAGUUCCCACACCAGGCCCUCCUCGUCGCGGACGAUCACUUCAUAUGCGGCGGAUCACUCAUCACGAAGACUGCAGUCCUCACCGCCGGCUUCUGCACGGUCGGCUAUGAGAAGUUCACCAUCCGCCUGGGAGGAAUUCAUCGCACUAAGAACGAGACCACAUCUUGGACCGUGGUCGCCAACUGGGCAGUGACCCACCCAGACUACAAUACGGAGACCUAUUACAGUCACGACGUGUCUGUUAUAUUCCUGCCUGAGAAGGCGCCUCUCAGUAGUUUCAUCAAGCUGGUGACGUUGCCUUCCCCCAGCGAGGUCAAUGCAACCUUCGUGGGAAAACGUGCCUUGAUGACAGGCUGGGGAAAACGGGAGGGUGGCCAAAGCUAUUCUGAUACUCUCCUGUACACAGAGGUGACAGUUAUUCCCAAUUCAGUGUGCGAGCAAGACUACGGACCGGGUUUCAUUAUUGAAAGUACACUGUGUGCCGGAAACACGAACAAAGGCAUCUGCUCUGGAGACUGGGGUGGAGCCCUUGUUCAGAAGUCCAAUGAUGGUUACAAGCAGAUCGGCAUUGCCAGCUUUUUCUAUGACAGGUGCGAGGUACCUGUAGCUGCUGGCUAUGCCCGGGUAACCUCCUUCCUCGAGUGGAUCACAAGAACUGCUCCACCCGAUACUGACUGA